AUGCCCGGCCAACCCCCCCUAACCGGGAUCAAAGUCCUCGAAUUCGCCGGCCUCGCCCCCAGGCCACUACUAUUCUCAACCUGUGGGGUGCCCGCGGAGGGCCCUCGCGGAAUCUCCUUAAGAAUUUUCCGCCGGGGGGGGAGGGGUUGGGUUCUGGGGGUGGUGAUGGCGCUUUUGGCGAGGGAGAGAAGUUUGAUGGGGAGGGGGCAGGUGGUGGAGGUGAAUAUGGUGGAUGGGGUGGCGUAUUUGGGGAGUUUUGCGAGGUUUGCGGCGAGGACGCCCGUGUGGGAUAGCCCGCGCGGGGAGAAUUUGUUGGAUUCGGGGUGUCCGUGGUAUGAGUGCUAUGAGACGGCGGAUGGGCGGUGGAUGGCGGUGGGCGCGCUGGAGCCGCGGUUUUUUGGGGAGCUGGUUAAGGGGCUGGGGCUGGAAGGGCAGGGGUGGGAGCGGAAGAGGUAUGACCGGGCGGAAUGGCCAGCGUUGAGGCGGGUUUUGGAGGGGGUUUUCAAGACGAAGAGUAGGGCGGAGUGGGAGGGGGUGUUUGAGGGCACUGAUGCGUGCUGUACCCCCGUGUAUGAGUAUGGGGAGAUGGAGGAGGAUCGGGUGGGUAAGGAGGGUGAUCAGAGGCCGGCGGUUACGCUGCGCGAGACGCCGUGGUUGGCUGUGAGGAAGGAUGCUGAGGAUGCUAGCCAUGGGCAGGGCCCGGGUGUGGAGGGGGAGGGGUAUGUUGGGCAGAUUCUUGAACCGGGACAGGGUGGGGAGCAGACGUUGGAGGAGUGGUUGGGUUGGUCGAGGGGUGACCAGUACGAGGUUGAAGACGGCGGCAUGGUCUUGAAGGAUAAGGCGAAGCUGUGA
This is a messenger RNA of Chaetomium globosum CBS 148.51, 852 nucleotides long. RefSeq lists its product as uncharacterized. The coding region runs from base 1 to 852 and encodes 283 amino acids. The transcript is spliced from 2 exons. Lineage: Eukaryota; Fungi; Ascomycota; Sordariomycetes; Sordariales; Chaetomiaceae. Gene Ontology annotation, molecular function: catalytic activity. The record is from RefSeq and is a predicted model, not a curated record.